ACUAAUGUUUGCAAUUUUUUUGGUUUUUGUUUUUUUGACAACUACUAGGUUGUUGAAGCUCACUCUGUGGGGCAGCUUAGGAGGGAGGUGAAGACGCUGCAUCCUACAGGGAGACAUUGAUGACGAGAACAACAGGUUCGGGAAGUCCACCAUCAUCGUCUUCAGCACCAUUGCGUCGAUCACGUUCAAGAUUCCGACAGUCAUCAUCAUCAUUGCAACGGCGGCAACGGUCAUGGUCUCCACGAUCCGCAUCAUCAUCACCAUCGGGCGGUCGACGAUCGCGGUCUCGGUCAUGGUCCCCAGUAGCCUCCUCAUCUAGACCCCCAAUAGCACCAUUACCAAUAUCAUCAGAGGCAACAAUUGCAGCAGUGGAAGAUACAAAGGCUCUGUACAUGUUCUUCAUAUACUCAUCGGGUCCAAUUAAUUAUUGUCUGUAUGCCAUCAAUAUGCCUAAUCCUGUUCUUCCUCUUCCUCCAUUACAACCUUGCAAUCAGUUCAGAGAAUUGGAGAAGACUAUUUAUCCCAUCCUUGAAUUUCCAUUUGGAGAAUACCCAGAAUUUAUGUGUUGCGUUGAAUUAGACAUGAAGUUGUACUUUUUUGGGGGCCGACUCAGUUGUCGUGCCGAGAGACAGAGAUCAAAAGGGAAGGAUUGGGAUCUCAAUGACACUUACCCGCCGGAUGUCCAUGUUCUCGAUACCACCACCAUCUCCACCAACACUAUCGUUACCAGUAACCGUCCAUCUGAGUUGUUGAGGAAGGGUACUGCGAUGAUUUGUGGGAAGCCGAAUCCUUAUGCAUUUGUGGCUCACAAGAAGAUCUACGCCAUUGCAACUGGUAUGCGGUUCGAUUACAAAUCGAUGAAUCUAUCACGAUUUGAAGUCUUUGAUUUGGACUCUAAUAAGUGGUCAAUCCUCCCUGACCCCCCUACGAACAAGAAACUCAUUGGUCAUGCUCUGGUUGACAGAAGGGUCUUCAUAUUAACCUUGGAAAAUGAAAUCUUCUCUUUUAACGUGGACACAUGUGUAUGGGUUCGGUUCUCAAAGUACCGUCGGGUCCUGUCUUAUUUUGACAGGAGCGCUGUGUUUGUAGAGGAUACCCUCUAUUCCAUUUACAAUUACACCGUCGCUGCAUUUGGACCGACCUCAGAGUCCGAGCCAGAGGCUAAAGCUAAAGGAUUGUUCGACCGUAUGGCACUGUUGUCCUCAGAUGUAGGUGAUGCUAUUGAGCAUAAUCUUCAAGUAACAUGUCCUUCGGCUUACCUAGUUCAUUUGGGAAAUCGGAUUUUCUAUUAUGUCUCGACUGGCAGCCUUCCGGACCCUAAAAUCCCUGACCACUUAUACUAUGAAGAUACUGAAAGGCGUAAAAUUAGCAUCAUUACCUUUGAGGUUCUCAGGGAAACCUAUACUGAAUCUUCUAAUGAAGGAGACAAAACUUUCGUCCAGUCAAAAUUGUUGCGCACCGCAGAAUUUGUUGCCAGAAGCAAAUGUGGCGCCAUUGUUGAUAUUGGUUUUCUUCUAGGCUGCUUCUUAAUUUCCACUAGUGCCAUGUAAAUUGCAAGAUUAGGUGGGGGGAGCAUAGGUACUUCUGAAGUAUAGCUGGUGCCACGGGUUUGCAUUUGCCAGACCCAUUUUGGAGAGAAUUAAAUGGAAAAUCAAUUUUCCUUGUAAUGGAUUUAUGAUGUCUGUCACUAUUUUCAGGAACUUUCAUGAUCAGAAAAGGAUGGAUAUUCUUUUCUGCAUGGACCACAAAUGCAAGAACAUCUGGCAGGCUCAUUUGGUCAUUUUCUUGCAAGAAAUGUUUGAAGUUAUUUGCUGCAUACUUCGUAUCUUUUAUUAUCUGUUGCUUAUUUAUUUUAUUUUAUUUUUAUAUCUAUAUUAUGUUACUAGACAUUGUAGUUUAGUAGUUAUGUUUGAUGGAUGAUGUUUAUUGAUGUUGCUGGUUGAGCACUGGCAACAAGUUCCUCUCUUUUACCAUUUGUCCCUUUGAUCUCUGCUUACAGAUUCUUAUGUAUGACUGGUUGUAUGUUUAUUAGUCUUGACAUAGAUGAUGGUGGAUUACUGAUGGUUAUAGUUGUGCA
Messenger RNA from Camellia sinensis, 2077 nucleotides. The record is from RefSeq and is a predicted model, not a curated record. NCBI's taxonomy places the organism in Eukaryota, Viridiplantae, Streptophyta, Magnoliopsida, Ericales, Theaceae.